UUAAUUAAGAAUUCUAUAGAUGUGAAUUCUCAAGUAAACUUAGGAAAGCCUGCUGCGUAAGAGAAACCCCGUAGGGAUUAGUGAUAAUUACGUUGGGAAACUGACAACGUGAAACCUGCUUCUCUUGGAAGAGAAAUCAAGAAGAUGCCGCGCAGCAGGGAUGAGGUCGAUAAUAUGUCACUCGAUGCACAUCAUCUUCUUCACAGAUCUUGUAGAGGCAAAGCUCAUGCCAGUGGGAUAGCUAAACAAAACAAUCGUCAAGGCUUUCCCUCGCAAAAAAUCCUAAAGUCAUCGGCGCAGGAUUUUUCGAAGCAGCACGAAUUCAGCAACGGUGUUGUCCUCGACAGAAAACAUAGCAGAAAUAGUACGAGCUCGUGGGAAUGCAGUGACAGCGACAGCAUGCACUCCUCCGAAAUUGGACAAAACGGUUGUCCGGAGAAUCGACUGAUCAAUUCAAAUCGUGUCCUCGAACGAGCGUCAAGCAUCAAAUCCAAUGCCAAAGAAAAAAUCAAAGGAUCUCAUGGGAGCAAUCAGUGCUCGCCGUCACUACGAGCUACCAAAAGCUUCAAGAAGGAGAACUGGGCGGACACUUUGCGCGUAGGAUGCAUGAACGACAGGAUCAAGAGAAUGGAAAAAGGCUGGGAUGACAGUAAUGUCAUCAGGACUCCAAAGGAACGCAAGUGGCAUAGGAUCACAGCGGAAAUAGAGCAGAAGAUACCGAGCAUGGAGAAUGGGAUCCGGAUGUUUAGUUUCAAGAGUAGCUGGGCCAAUAACUCGAAGAAAGUAUCGAAGAGGAGUCGACCAGGUCACCAAAGAUGCGCGAAACCAAUUCAAGACAUUAUCGAAUGGGAGGAGUUGUUUGAGAUGGCCUUGGCUAGGAAGAUAAGACGAAAAAUACGAGAGAACGAAAAAGUAGAGUCAAGCAUAAUGAAGAAUGUGAAACGUGGCGGAGAAAGUGAUCGCGCGAAGGACGAAGGAGAGUGUAUGAAGCGCCUCGAGGUCCUUUUGGAAAAUAAAUUGAUGCCGCAAACGGACGAGGCGAAUCUCAACAUAAGAAAUAUUCUUUUUUAUCCUUUUGCGUUUCAUUUGGCGCAAGAACAAGCAUGGUUAAUUUCCGAGAGAGUUUGGUUAUUGCAUCGCGGAGGUUUUACCCCGGCUUCAAAAUGCGGGUUCGCCGAUCCCGACACAGGAAAACUGAGGAUCCGAUUGACCAUCUCCGGAGAGGAAUUGCUCGUGGACGAAGAAGAUGUAGAGAAGGCCAAUCCACCUCAGUUCGACAAAGCUGAGGAACUCUCCCAGUUGCGAUUUUUGAAUGAAUCAUCCGUUCUCCACACGCUGCGGCAACGUUAUGCUAGUAACUUGAUACACACGUACGCAGGAGACAGCAUGAUCGUUAUCAAUCCAGUCACGCCCUUGGCGAUUUAUUCUGAAAAGGUCGCGCAUAUGUUUCGAGGUUGCAAAAGCGAAGAUAUGCCGCCGCAUAUUUAUGCCAUAGCGCAGUCAGCUUACAGAGGAAUGCUGGCAACACGCAGGGACCAUUCUCUGGUUUUUCUCGGGCGUAGUGGAGCGGGAAAAACAACGAACUUCAAACACGCCCUUCAUUAUCUCGUGUUGGCCGCUGGUACGGUUAACAAGAUAUUAACGAUCGAAAAGCUGAAUGCACUAUUUACAGUUCUCGAGGCCUUCGGAAAUAGUAGAACGCAUAUGAAUUCGAAUGCGACACGUUUUACGCAGCUUUUUAGUCUCGAUUUUGAUCAGUCGGGUCAAAUCGCAUCGGCCUCUCUACAAAUACUGCUGCUGGAGAAGUCAAGGAUAGGUCGACGAGCAAACGGGGAUCCGACGUUUCACGCCGUUUACCGUUUAUUAGCGGGCGCAGAAGGCGCACUGAGAAAAGAGUUACACCUCACGAAUCUAGUCGCCGAAAACAAUCCUUUCGUCACGCCCCUGCAGAAGCAUGAGGACAAACAGCGAGCUAUGGUCGAGUUUAAUCGUAUUGUUGCCGCGUUUAGAAUACUCGGUAUCUCCGAGGCUGACGAGAAAGUCAUUUGGCUAGUGUUGGCUGGCAUUUAUCAUUUGAGUUGUGCUGGCGCUGUGAAAGCUGGCACCAGUUCGCAGAGCAGGUGGCAGUUCGCGAGGGUUGAAUGCGCGGAGAAAGCCGCCAAUCUACUCGGCACAACAGUGGAGGAACUGAGUCGAGUAGUGUUCUCCAUCAAUGGAGGAGGUGCCGGAACACCGAGUACACCGAGACCAGCUCUGAGGACACCCAGUCCAACGGAACAGGGCAAAGAUGUCACGGGGCUUGAUGCCUUGGAAGGACUUCUAGUCGGACUCUAUUCUGAAGUUUUCCAUUGCGUCGCAGCUCUUAUCAAUAAAUCCAUAUCAUCCGCUGUACAUACAGUCUCAUCUCUGCUACUGUGUGAUUCGCCAGGUUUUCAAAAUCCUGCUUCGUGCGGUCGACAAACCGGUGCAACCUUUGAAGAUCUUUGCCACAAUUAUCUGCAGGAACGUAUGCAGUUACUGUUUCAUCAUACUACGUUGGUAGCUCCAAAGGAUAGAUACGUCCAGGAAGGUAUCGAUGUAGAUUACGAAGAUGAUUAUGACGAGGAAGGUAUUGGAUCACCUCAAGGUUUGGUUUCCCUCCUGGAUCGAGGAAGCUCGCAAAGCGCGACAAUGUUGCGAACUAGUCAAAGCGAUCUUAGCGGCGGCAGACAGAUGGAACGAAAAGGAUUACUCUGGUUGCUAGAUGAGGAGACUGUGUGUCCUGGAGGGAGCGACGAAACCUUCUUAGAUCGUUUAUUUUCUCAUUAUGGAGAUCGAGAUCAUCAAAUGCUUUUGCGAAAAGCGCCUGGUAAUAAUCAAUUUGUUUUACAACAUCUUUUGGGAACAAAUCCUGUGCUUUACACUGCCACCGGUUGGCUUAAAGCUACACGCGAGAAUCCCGUCGCCAAGAGUGCCAUUACGAUACUUCAGGAAAGUACAAGGGAACAUGUGAGCAUGUUGUUCGUAAGUGCUCGAGGUGCUGGAGUUUCCGGUGCUCUAUGCAGUUCCAUGCCAGGACUUGAAGGCUCGCAAUCUUUGAGGCGAGCUUCGAGCAUACGAAGAACAUUCACGGCCGUAAAAAGAAAGAACAUUUGUCUACAAGUGAAAUUUACUGUAGAUGGUCUCGUAGAAACACUGCGGAGAACUCGCGUGAAAUUCGUGCACUGCCUUCUGCCUCAACAUAACGCCGGUUGUACCGACAAUAAGAGUCUUCUCUCCGUGAAAUCGAAUCAGAGCGAGGACAACGUCAUUAAUGUGCCUCUUCUGCGAUCACAGAUUCGAGGAAGCCAGAUAAUUGACGCUGUUCGCUUACACAAGGUUGGAUUUCCGAAGCAUAUGGCCUUAGGUGAAUUUAGACGUCGAUUCGGACUAUUGUCAAGCGACGUGAACGCACGGCCCGGAAGUCCCGUGACCGAUGAACGUCGCGCCGUGGAAGACAUGCUGCUCACCGUUGAUGUCGACCCCGCGUCCUACCGAGUCGGUCAAAGUCAAAUAUUCUUCAGAUCUGGUACCCUGGAACGAUUAGAAGCUCAGAGGGAUGAAAAACUCACAGGCCACAUUAUUCUGCUGCAGGCGAGAUGCAGAGGCUAUUUAGCGCGGCGCAAACUCAAUACUUUGAAACUGCAAGAUCUUGCAGUGCGAUGCAUCCAAAGGAACGUAAGGAAGCUAAUGUCCGUGCGAGAAUGGCCUUGGUGGAGAUUGUAUGUGAAAGUUGCGCCCUUGUUGAACGUCCAUCGGACCGAAGAUCAGCUAAAGGCUCGAACGGAAGAGCUCGAGCUUCUCAGGGCAAAAGUAGAACGCUUGGAACAGGAACGUAAUCACCUGAAGCAUGACAAUGACAAGCUAGAGGCAAAGCUGAGCGAGAUGACCGCGGACUUUGCGGAGGAGCAUUCUACAUCGACGUUGGCGGCAGAAAGGAUUGAUGCUGAGACUUCGGAGCGGUUGCGACUCGAACGUGAGUUGCAAGAUGUAACUGAAGCUAACAAAAAUCUUCAACAGACCACCGAACGAUUGGAGAUGGAAUUGCUCUAUGCGAGAGCUGCUGAUUUGAACGGGGUCGCUUCCGAUGGCGAGGAAGGCGAGGACGGCGGUGUUUACAGACAACGAUACGAGCACGCUAUCCGCGAACUCGAAUUCACAAAGAGGAAAAUGGCGCAACAACACGAGGAUGAUCUGGAGCAACUGGUCGGAUUGAAGAAACAAUUAGAAAAGAAGUUAGCCGAUGCUUACGAAGAAGUGGAGGAGCAACGACAAGUCGUCGGACAAUGGAAGCGACGAGUUCAGAAACUGAACGGCGAGAUGCACGAUAUCAGAUUGCUGUUAGAGGAACAGACUGCUAGGAACAACCUCCUCGAGAAGAAGCAGCGCAAGUUCGAUUCGGAGACUCAAAAUCUGAUGAAUGAUCUUAGACAAGAGAAAGCACAACGUGAAAGAUUAGCGAGGGAAAAAGAGAUUGCUAUCGCGGAAAAAUUCACAGUGGAGCAGAAUCUGAGCGACGCAAGAUUAGAGAUUGAGCUCAAGGAAGAAAGACUUCGUACAUUGACUCAAGAGUUAGAAGAACUAACUUUCGGCGGUAAAACGGAAGAGGAAGUUGCGCAACUGAAGAAGGCUAAACACGAGUUGGAGAAACGCGCAAAGGACCAAGAAGAAGAAUUGGAUGAUCUGGCCGGCCAAGUGCAGCUGCUCGAGCAAGCGAAACUCAGACUGGAGAUGAGCAUCGAGCAGCAGCGCAAAGAAAUGCGUAAAGAAAUGCAGCAACGUGACGAAGAGCUCGAGGAUGUUCGUGGAAACGCGCACAAAAAGGUUAAAGCUCUCGAGUCACAGUUGGAGAACGAACAUGAGGAGAGGACAAUUCUUUUAAGGGAAAAGCACGAAUUGGAGCGCCGUUUAGUAGCUCUAGAAGAACAAGAUCGAGCCGAUCGUGCGGCAGAAGCUGAGACCAUGCAAAGAUUGAAGAGAGAUUUGAAGAGAACAAAGGCGUUACUAAGAGAUGCACAAACAAUGCUCGAAAGAUCCAAAGGCGAUUCGACAGGUAAAGCUGCGUUGCGUCAAUUGAAAAAUCAAUUGGAAGACGCAGAGUGCGCUCGAGCAGUAGCGAUUAAAGCGAAACAAGCAUUGGAACAGGAACUAAAUGAAACGCAAGCAACUUUGGAAGAAGCUAUGCGACAGCGUUCUGAGGCGGAGGAACGAGCCAAUGCGGCUAAUCGCGAACGUUCAGAAUUGUUGUCUCAGUUAGAAGAAAACGAGGAAGAGCUUGCUGAGGUCUUAAAGAAAUAUCGAGCUGCAGUGCAACAAGUCUCUGCGGAGCAAGGCCAAUUGCAAGAGGCACAAGUGCAAAUCGCCGCACUCGAAGCGGAGAAGUCAUCAUUGAAGGAUCAACUAGCAGAACUAACGCAGAGAUUAGAAUCAGUGGAGCAACUUGGUGAUCCAACGGCAAACAGUCUUGCGACAAGACGCUUGGAGUUCCGUGCCAAGGAGCUGGAAAGCAAGCUCGAACUGGAACAGACUACGAGAGCGCGUUUGGAGACGCAAAUAGCACGGUUGAAGGAAAGCGUCGACAAGUUACAAACUGAAUCAGCCUUACUUAGAACGAAGGAGCAAACCGCUCAAGACGCGGCGAGACGACUGCAACGAUCUUUACGCGAUUCACGCGACGAAGCUAGCGCUGCAAUAUCGCGAGAGCAGGAGGCCGUACGUGCUCGACGUGACAUAGAGAAAUCUUUGGAAGCCGCGGAGGUUGAAACCAAGGUGGCUAGAGAUGACCUCAGAUUGGCGCUUCAAAGGAUCGACGAUUUACAGAGUGCUAUUCAAGGGGAACUUGACUUGGACUGCAGCGAGGAAGCCACCAGCGAAAACAGUGACAGUGAUUGAUCCGAGCCAUCAUCGGACAUCGAAUCCGAUCGAAAUGAAGGUACGACUGAAUCGGGAUCAAUGAAUCAGAUCGUAGAUGGAUUUCCGCGCAUCCGAGACAUCGAAUAGAACUCUAUAGCCGCCCGUAUUUAACGUAUGACCGAACAUGAAAGUGAUAAGGCUAGAGUAACAGUCCGGAGAGAUGAAAGACUGCGAAAAUUACGAAAGGGCGGUAACUACAUGCGGUCACGAUAGAUUUUCAUUUUGUGUUACUUGAAUAACGCUACUGAAAGAUUUGGCGUUCUUUCUUCACUGUUGUAGGGAAUAAAGUCAUUUCGAAGGCGAAUUAAACUAGCAUAGGAGCUAGCAGUUGA
Molecule: messenger RNA, 6263 nt
Organism: Mycetomoellerius zeteki
Lineage: Eukaryota; Metazoa; Arthropoda; Insecta; Hymenoptera; Formicidae
Product: unconventional myosin-XVIIIa
Exons: 23
Coding region: 145-5910 (1921 amino acids)
Biological process (GO): actomyosin structure organization
Cellular component (GO): myosin II complex; myosin filament; cytoplasm
Molecular function (GO): cytoskeletal motor activity; actin filament binding; ATP binding
Source: RefSeq, a predicted model, not a curated record